This is a messenger RNA of Nicrophorus vespilloides, 4696 nucleotides long. Its product is annotated as fibrillin-1. Gene Ontology annotation, molecular function: calcium ion binding. The coding region runs from base 96 to 4475 and encodes 1459 amino acids. The record is from RefSeq and is a predicted model, not a curated record. The transcript is spliced from 11 exons. NCBI's taxonomy places the organism in Eukaryota, Metazoa, Arthropoda, Insecta, Coleoptera, Silphidae.
UAAGUUUAUAGUUAGCUGCAACGCGGCCUAAUGCAGUCCGUUUAAAUGUGAUACAAGAACUAUUAGCAAAGAUCGCCCGAAAAAGAGAAUACAACAUGCGGAGGAAAAUUUAUAGUUUGACGAUCGCAUUCGGAUUUUUCCUCAUGUCCAUCCAAGCAACGUCUGGAUUAGAGGCGGGGAAGAAGAUCAAGAUAUCAACACCGGGUUUAGAAGAGAUACCGACGAAUCUCUUGAACUUGCUGGACACGAGCUGCGCGAGGAGGAAGAUCACGGAAGCGCCGAGAAUCGAUCACAUGGAAAACGUUAAAUAUUCGAAGAGAAAACGGGCGAAGAAGACGUUCCUAAUUGCUACUUACAGCUGUCAGGACGGUUACAGUUUGCUGAAUGACAAUAGAAAAUUGUAUUGCGGCAAUGGGAAAUGGAUGGGUCCUUGGCCAAUAUGCAUACCCAACGCAGGACUUGCCUACACCCAAAGCGAUGAUUCCAAUGUAGUAACUACAACAGGAUUGAACGAAUGUCCUCAAGAUUUUGCUAAACGUUGUCAACACGACUGCGUCAUGUCCAAUGGAAAACCUAAGUGCAACUGUUACAACGGUUUCCAAAUGAACAACGGAGUCUGCGAAGACAUAAACGAAUGCUUAACGAACAAUGGAAAUUGCGCCCACGAAUGCACGAAUUCACCAGGAUCAUUCCAAUGCACGUGUCCGCCAGGAUUCUUCGUUUCCGAAUAUUCAUGUGUUGAUAUAAACGAAUGCACCUUAAGGAACGGACACGGACCGUGCCAAGAGACUUGCGAGAAUACCGAAGGUUCUUAUAGAUGCUCUUGUCAGUUGCCAGGAACUCAGUUGGCUCCGGAUUUACACACUUGCGUGGAUUUGGACGAAUGCCAGCAGGGGACUUCCGGCUGUUCGCACGGCUGCAUCAAUACACACGGUAACACCUUCUGCACGUGUCCCGAAGGAAUGAUGCUGGACACGGAUUGGAAAACGUGCACAGAUAUUAACGAAUGCGAGGAUUCGCCUUGUUCCCAUGAGUGUGUUAACAUUGUUGGGAGCUACAAAUGUGCGUGUCCAACGGGUUACCUCAUCGGACCAGAGAAUCUUCACGAAUGCGUCGAUGUCAACGAAUGCGAAUCGAAACCGUGCUCUCAUUUAUGCGAAAACACUGUUGGAAGUUUCGUUUGUUCAUGUCCGGAUACUUGGAUUCUCAAGAACAAUACUUGCGUUCAAGACAAUUGUCCUCCGGGUUACAAGAUGGAAAACGAUGGAUGCGAGGAUAUCAAUGAAUGUUUAGAUGGUGUAUGCGAUGGUUUGUGCGAGAAUACCAAUGGAUCUUACGAAUGCUCUUGUUAUGAAGGUUAUUACCUUAAUGAAACAACUAGGGCAUGCGUUGAUAUCGAUGAGUGCAUCGAUGAAUACUCAAAUGAUUGUGAUCAAUUGUGCUUGAAUACACCUGGAAGUUACAGUUGCGAAUGCCAGGAAGGCUUUUCUUUGAUCGAAGGCAUUUGCACAGAUGUAAACGAGUGCUUGGAUUUCAAUGGGAACUGCACUCAUCUUUGCGCUAAUCUGGAGGGAUCAUACCAAUGCGCCUGCGAUAUCGGCUACGUGCUGCAGGAAGAUAACAGGACCUGCAAGGAGUUGGAUUUAUGCACGGAUAAUAAUGGCGGUUGCUCGCACGUUUGUGAGAAUUACAAUGGGAGCGUUAUCUGUGGAUGCCCCGAUGGUUACGAACUGUACGAUAAGGACUGUUUCAAGAUAAGCCCUUGCAAGAUCAACAACGGCGGCUGCUCGCAUUUCUGCGAGCACAUAAACAACACCGUCAAUUGCCUCUGCCCUGAUAAUCAUAAGUUAAUUAACACUAGCUUCUGCGAGAUAGAUGCUUGCUUUGAAGAAAACGGAGGCUGCUCACACAUGUGCGAGAACAUCAAAGGUCAAGCUAGUUGCUCCUGUCCAGAUGAAACGUAUGAACUUAAAGGUAAGAUUUGCUACAAGAUAAAUCUUUGCCUGAUCAACAACGGAGGUUGCUCUCACGGAUGCCAGUUCAAUAACAAUGAGGUCGUCUGCGAUUGUCCGCCCUACCAUGAACUAAAUGAUAAGCAGUGCAAGAAAAUAAACCCUUGCGAAAUCGAUAAUGGCGGUUGCUCCCAUCUCUGUGACUUCUUCAACGAUCAAAUUAAUUGCGCUUGUCCCAAAGGCUUCGAGCUGGUUGGUAAAGAAUGCGAGAGGUACGACCCGUGCUCAGUGAAUAACGGAGGAUGCUCCCAUGACUGCUUUAACAACAAUGGAGAUGUGGAAUGCCUUUGUCCUAUAAGAUACGAACUGAUCGAUGGUAAAAACUGUGCUCCCAUUGAUCCUUGCGCGGAUCGAAACGGUGGAUGUUCUCACUAUUGCUCAAGCACAACUGGUUUUGCACGUUGCCACUGCCCAGAAGGUUUUCAAUUAGUAGAUAAAACCUGCGUAAAGAUAGAUCCAUGCAAGUUACUAAACUGCUCGCAUUUCUGCAUAAACCAGAACGAAUACGCGCAAUGCUACUGUCCGGAUAACUUGCUUUUGGUAAACAAUACAUGCGUGGAUCCGUGUGAAGGCUUUGGUUGCUCGCAUUCUUGUAGGAGCGUAAGGGGUGUUCCCUUCUGCGAAUGUCCAGAUCAUUUGAUGCUUUCAGAUAAAACGUGUAUUGAUAUAGAUCCAUGUUUAACCAAAAAUUGUUCACACGACUGCGUCUUAGUAAAUAAACAGGCAGUUUGUAAAUGCCCGGAUAACUACGAAUUGCAAGAUUCUAUUUGCAAACCCGUAAAUCCAUGCACGAUUAAUAAUGGAGGAUGCAGUCAUAUUUGCUAUAGCUAUCGCGGAUUUGCAAAGUGUUCCUGUCCAGACGGUUUUGUAUCACAAGGAAAGAAGUGCCUGGACGAAAAUCCUUGCCGAGCAAACAAUGGAAAUUGCUCGCACAUUUGCACCAACGGUAAUGGAGUUAGUACAUGUAGCUGCCCAACUGGUUAUACUUUACGACCUAACAAAAGAACGUGCAAAGAUAUUAAUGAGUGUUUAAUAGAAAACGGUAAAUGCUCGCAUUAUUGUAAAAACACUCCAGGAGGUCGCACUUGCUUAUGCCCUAAAGGUUAUCAGUUACACGAAGAUCAAUCUCAAUGCACCAAAAUAUCUUGUUUCUAUAACAACGGAGGAUGCCAGCAAAUUUGUAAGAACUCCUAUGGUUCAAUCAAGUGUGGUUGCACUGAAGGAUUCACGUUGCAAGAAGACAAAAAGUCUUGCAAGAAAGCUCAAUUCAGUGAAUGUCCACUUAAAAUCCCCAUCAAUGGGAGGAUUAAGUGUACAAACCAAAACAACUCUUCCUAUGUUCCGGUCAACACUCAAUGCCUGGUAACGUGUGACAGAGGAUACAAACUUAUGGGCGAAAGUAUAAGAACUUGCAAGUCUUCGGGAAAUUGGGAUAGGGACGACGCCUAUUGCGUAGGAGUUUCUUGCAAGAAAAUGCCACAUCCUUUGAAUGGAAGAUUUAUACCGACGAGUUGUACGUCCGGAAAGAAUUUCAUCGGAGAAAAAUGCAAGCUACACUGUCGGAUCGGAUAUAAACCAAACCCGAAUAUGGAAUUGUUUACCUGCUUACCCAACUCACAGUGGACUCCGGACAUUGAAGAUAAUCACAUAGUAAAUGCUUGCGUUCAAGAAUAUUAUCAUGUAGAACCUUCAAUUCGUUGUCCAAAUGGCGGUUCAUUAAAUUUUGAUCUACCAAAGGGCAAGAAUAGCGUAAUGGUUCAAAUUCCAAAACCGGAAUCAAACGUAGAUUGGUGGCGAUUUGUCAAGGCCACUCCGAGCUGGGCUAAACAGUUAUACUCAAACCUAGGUCCCGGACGCUUCGAGGUGAUAUUUAAUGCUUAUAGCCCCACAUUAAACACCUCCUCCAGCUGUCAUCUAUUGAUAAAUGUACGAGAUACUGAAGCACCUCAAAUGACUGGAUGUCCUGCCAAUAUGGAGAUCACACUGAGGAAAGAUGAAAGGACGAGAACGGUUUAUUGGCAGGAACCAAUUUUUACGGACAACGUUGGUGUUAAAACCGUGUACAAAUCCAAGGAAUCUUCGUCGUCUUUAGGUCCAGGUUACCAUCACGUUAACUACAUUGCUAGUGAUAAUGCUGGAAACAGGGCCUUCUGCCACUUCACAAUUUCCAUUAAAGAAUUUGGAUACACCUUUAAUUAUCCUGGCAGAUACAGGGCCGUGCUAAUUUGUCCGCACGGAAUUCAAUACAUGUCUAACUCUCCUGAUAACUAUGAUAAUUCUAUAACAACUAGGAAUGGAUGUCAUUGGAGCCAUAUAAGGGUGCGGGAGCCUAUGGGAAAUGCAGCCUAUAGAUUGCCAUCAUUCAGAACGCACCAUUCCCAGCAUGGGUCAAAUCACAACAGUCAUGCAUACAGAGACAAGCUAAAGAGGAACUUGUUCGAUUGGAAUAAAAAUUGUUGCUAGAAGUAGGAAGAACAUAUUCCUAUUAAAACAAUGUGUAUAUUUUUAACAAGAACAAAGGCAAUAUUUAGUAAUACUUGAAACUAAUGUAUAAGUGAAAAUACUUCUGUUAUUCAAUGUAGACAACCCAGUAAUCAUUUAAGUAAACUAUUAAUCAUACAUUUUUUUAAAAUGUGCAAAUAACUAAUUUGAAUUUAAUAAACGCAUUUACAUGGAUGAUUUUU